AUGUCUUCGAACACGUCAAUGACAGUUGACAGUCCCACACCACGUGCAACAGAUGCACCACUUAAUCUUAAUGAUUUGACACGUUUUUACACACCGAAUACGCAAGUUCCGAGAUCGUUCUUGUCUGCGAAUCAGUCACUCACCGGAAAUCCAAAUAGUUACUUUAAUAAUAAUGAUUUAGAUCUGGUCGGCGACAUCCUCACAAAUAACUUGGGCGAUUACGGUGGUACGCACGAUGUGUACAUCAAAUUUGCCCAAGCUUAUUCGCGAAAUUCCCAGCAAAUGGAUUUGCAAAGGACGCCGGAAAGUUACGAAGAGCUGUGCGAUCUAUUCCUGAAAAUAAUUGAGGGGGAGCAUGUUAGAACGUUCGCUUCAGAAUAUAAGCAAUGUAAUCUUUGGGAGAUCGAAAGAAACACGUGGAAUUUGAUAAAUCAAUUACAGAUACUCCGAUCGACGCACCCAAAGGAUUUAAACAUACCUUUAAAGCCAUAUCUAACGGAAGGAGAAUUACUUGGCGAAUUAAUCGCGACUAAAAUCGACUUUGCUGAAGCCUGUGUAUGCAUUCACCAGUGUUUCAAAUAUAAUAUGAUUUCUCAUGAAUUAGACUUGGAAACGCAUGGUGAAAUUUGGUCAGAAACGAAAAGUCAUAUCUUAUAUACUUUGAAGGAUGAAAGUAACAAAUAUCUCGAUCCGGAUGGCCCAUACAGAAAUAAAACUUCUCUACUUCCUACUGAUCAGAUACAUGAUAAAGAGUUAGCAAAAUCAGUAUUUGAAUAUCUAAGACGAGGACAAAUUCAUAAUGCGUGUGACAUCUGUGAAAAAAAUGGACAAUAUUUUAGAUCAUCCUGUAUCAGUGGCUCGAUUAUUUACCAUGAGAAUCAAAACGCUGAAGAAGAUGCCGUGGAGGGUACUGGAAAUAUUAACAGAUCCUUGACGCGUGCGAUAUUUUAUCGGAAUGCACUGGAGGUUGAUUUGGAUAUUUACGAGCGUGCAUAUAAUGCUGUUUUAUGUGGAGACGUUGAUAAUGUUGCGCCUGUAUGUAGAACUUGGGAAGAUUACGUCUGGGCUUAUUAUAAUGGAUUAAUAGAGUGUAAACAAGAACAGUAUUUUGAUCAACGCGGUCGUAUCUCUAGGGAUGUGUGUGAUGAGGAAUUGCCGGUUCCAAUGAAUCUAUUAAAUUUCACUCCGGAAGACAUUUUCCGUUCAGUCGAAGCUCUAAAAGUCGACAAGUCUCCCUUGUUAAAAAUUUUUCACAAGGUUCAAGAACUCUUCAUUUUGAAUAAUACCGAUGAAAUUGUGAAAUUUUUGAAAGUAGAAUUACUUGACAAACAACUGAGACAGAAAGAUAAUGCCGCCUACUCCCAAAUUAUAUGUUUUGCGGCACAUUUUGUGUUGUUUUUACGUGACAUGAUGAUCCCUUCACCUGAUCAGGAGUCAGACGACAUCAUCAAAUCGUAUACUGAACUCUUAAUAGAAUACCAACAGGAAAGCAUCAUCGCUUUGUAUGCUUCGAAAUUAUCGAGAGAAUUAUCGGUCGAGACCUACGCUUUAUUUUUGAAAGGUAUCACUGCGAGUUAUGACGAAAGAUUCGAAUUAUACAAAUUGGCAGAGAAACAUGGUCUGAAUGUUAAAGCGAUUGCUAGAAAAACGUUUGACAUGAUAUUCGACGAGCCAAAAACAGAGGAGAAAUAUGGUUACAUUUCCCUCCGCAACGGAGCCUCUUCUGAUACAUUAACAAAUCCACUGGAUCCCCCGCUUCGUGAAACGAAUGAUCCUGUCGAACCACAUGAUUCUGUUAAGAUUCGAGGUUUGGAAUGGCUAACCUUUAACAAGGAUCAAAUGAUUGAGGCAUUCGACCGCGCCAAUGCCUUGUGCAGAAGAUUCUUGGCCAAGGGAAAACUAAAUGCUGUUAAAACCCUUUUCCGCGAAAUUUCAAAUUCGAAAUCUCCUUUGUCGAGUUAUAACAUUGAUGAAAAAAAAUCUGGUUAUGAGUACUCUGUACUUAGCGAGUAUUCAUUUUAUUACACUCUGACCGAUUUCUUUAGUAAAAAUGAGUACUGGGUGAAAAUUGAACGAGAAAAAUCCCUCGAUCAAACUUCUUACAGUCGAGACAUUACCAAGUGGUCGAUGCGAAUAAGAGAAGCUACCGAGACUUUAGAAAAGCUUUUCGAUAAGUUCCUAUACGCACUGGCACGUGAUUCAGAUGAAGAUGAUCUUCGAACACAAGAAUUGGAACAGAUAAAGGAUAUCUAUGUUCCGAAUAUCGUUCUUCGCCUGCACCAUGUAUAUGAAAAGACGCAAAAAAUAAUACCAGCUAAUUUGAACAAAAGCUUUCACCUUGCGAACUUGAUCGCAGAUGAAAAUCAACAGCUUUAUAUUCAUUUUCGACGCGCGAAGAAGUUACCCACGUUGAUUGAGUGCAUAAAAAGUUCAUACCUUGCGAUAAUAAGGGAUAAUCCAAGUGACGUUAUUCUUUAUUAA
Messenger RNA from Acaulospora morrowiae, 2481 nucleotides. Lineage: Eukaryota; Fungi; Glomeromycota; Glomeromycetes; Diversisporales; Acaulosporaceae. The record is from the annotation of a GenBank genome assembly.